Molecule: messenger RNA, 1771 nt
Organism: Sycon ciliatum
Lineage: Eukaryota; Metazoa; Porifera; Calcarea; Leucosolenida; Sycettidae
Product: 26S proteasome non-ATPase regulatory subunit 13-like
Exons: 2
Coding region: 126-1253 (375 amino acids)
Biological process (GO): ubiquitin-dependent protein catabolic process
Cellular component (GO): cytosol; nucleus; proteasome regulatory particle, lid subcomplex
Molecular function (GO): structural molecule activity
Source: RefSeq, a predicted model, not a curated record
UCUUCAAAGUUUUCUAGAAUCUCUGUGCUGGAACUUUUUUUGAACUGUUUGAAGAUAGAGGAGAAACAUUGUUGAAUACUCGUGAACUUAGAGCUGAUUAGUGGAGGGGAAGUUGUUUAGGCACCAUGGCGCAACCGAUGGAUUAUCUGGCUAGCUUCAGAAGUCACACUGACGCCACUGUCCGCGAUACAUUCGAGUCGCUGGAGCAAUUUUACCGAAAAAAACUUUGGCAUCAGUUGACGCUGGUCUUGACCGAGUUUAUUAAACACAGCUUCUUCACGGAGGGAACCAAUAUGUUGGAUCUAUAUAGUAACUUCAUCAAGGACUUCGAGCAUAGGAUAAACCCUCUGUCGCACGUUCACCUCUCGGUUGCUGUCAUGACCAAAAUGUCGCAGGAAGAUGCCAUUGAAUUCCUGACCGAGACCAACAAGAAGGUGAAGACGCACCAGGAGGCCAGCCUUCUGUGCAGGACGCAUAUAGCUCGUCUACGUGUAGACACGGAGGGCCUGGAGCCACUGAAGCGCACCAUUGAGGAUUUGAACACUGAGCUAGACCAGCUCGAUCACGUCACACCUACGCACGGCGAGUACUACAGGCUCUCAUCGCGGUACUAUCAGCGUCUUGGCGAUCACGCACAGUUCUACCGCGACACACUACGCUACCUGGGCUGCAUCAACAUUGACGACUUGCCGAAAGAGGAGCUGACGGAUUGUGCGUUUGCCCUUGGCAUCGCAGCACUGCUGGGUGAGGGGCUUUAUAAUUUUGGUGAAAUGCUGGAGCAUCCCAUUGUCAAAUGUCUGGAGGGCACCGACCGAGAGUGGAUGUAUACACUUCUGCAGCGGGCUAAUGCCGGUGUGUUAGCGCAUCUUGAUCAGACGGCGGAAUGGAAAACCCAGAAAGACUUAGCCUCAGCCGAGCAAAAGCUGCGCGCCAAGAUCUCUCUGCUCGCGCUCAUGGAGAUGGUCUUCGCUCAUCCGGCGUCGGAGCGGACGAUAGCGUUUGGCGACAUUGCCACGCGCGUCGGCGUGUCCCUAGAACAAGUGGAGCUGCUGGUGAUGAAAGCGCUGUCGCUUGGACUGGUGAAGGGAUCGUUAGAUGAGGUACAGCAAGUAGUCCAGUUCACCUGGGUACAGCCUCGCGUGCUCGAUCGCUCCCAGAUUGCCGUGAUGACGGACCGGUUGACGACAUGGUGCAAGAAAGUGGAACAAACAGCCACCCGCGUUGAGAACCACGCGCCUGAGCUGAUCGUAUGAGCGUGAGUGCGUACGAGGACAGCUUUCGCUUGUGUUGUACAUAGUGACAUAGUUUGGAUACAUGUGUGUGUGUGUGUGUGUGUGUGUGUGUGUGUGUGUGUGUGUGUGUGUGUGUGUGUGUGUGUGUGUGUGUGUACAUGUGUACUUGUGAGAUAGCUGUUCAUGGUGUUUUCUUCUUCUUUUUUUCUUGACCAUGGCAGUGCCAUUUCAAUCUGUGUGAACUAUGAACGGCCAAAAAUAUCUCUCCCUUCUCCCUUGUAUGAUGAUUCUGUUGUAAGUUAGCAUCUCUUUCCUUUUUUCUUUCUUUGCCGUGUUACCUCAUCUCCGUGUACACUACAGCGUGCCAUCAGCGCAUUUUUAGAAUCUUUUAUUUCCGCAUUGUAUUUCACCGCUCCGCUCCGAUGCCGCAACAAGAAAUAUUCCCAUGACAUCAUUUGCUCUUGUGUUUGGACUAGUGUACCAUGUGUACUAAGAACAAAAUUUAAUGUUAUUCUUCUCAAUAAAAGUACUUUGAAGUA